GGCACCGGCGCGACAUCUCGUCAUGAAGGGCAGAGUUUACAAUGCAGCCGUCCGUACAACUCUGCUGUAUGGUUGCGAAACCUGGCCCGUCAAGCCGACAGACAUAAAAAGGCUGGUCAGGUUCGAUCAUCGCUGUCUUCGUAGCUUAGCUGAUGUCUGGUGGGAGCACCGCCUGAGCAGUGUGCGUGUUCGGCUUCAUGUAUUUAGUGCAAGGAGAUUGAGUGAUCCCUUCAGCACCAUUAUAUCACGCCAGACCCCAAUGGUUGGACCACAUGUUGCGUAUGCCAGCACACCGACUACUGCGACGUGCGUUGUUUACGCGCCGGGGGCGUGGAUGGAAGAAAAGGAAGGGUGACCAAGCGACGACUUGGUCGAGAGAAAUGAAAUCUCUCACCACAAAUUUGGCGUCGGUUGGUGCAUCCUGACUACCGGGAUGGGCUCCGAAAGGCGAUGAACACGUCUGGUUGGAUACACUAGUUGACAUGACAAGGAGCCGGCCCCAAUAGCGUUUGUGUUGCGAGUUUCUUUUCUCCUUCCUCAUCCUGCUUAUCUUCACCCUCCAAUCACGGUCUCUUGAUGCAUAACAUGUUACUAAGUAUUGUUUCGCCCGUUUUUUGCAUUCUAUAAUUCUCGGUAUCUUGCUUUUCGGAUGUCUUGCCUUUAUUUAUUG
Messenger RNA from Dicrocoelium dendriticum, 670 nucleotides. Lineage: Eukaryota; Metazoa; Platyhelminthes; Trematoda; Plagiorchiida; Dicrocoeliidae. The record is from the annotation of a GenBank genome assembly.